UAAUGACCAAGUUAAUAACUGAGACACCUGACCAGCCAAUCCCAUUUCUCAUUGACCAUCUUCAGUCUAAACAAGGGAACCGUGGACAACUUCAAAGAACUUUGUCUGGAUCUGCAGCUCUAUGGGCAGAAAGCGAAACAUCAGAAUCCAAAGGAACAAGAAGGGAUUUCAGAAGCUAUGAUAAACCUUGGCAAUUAAAUGCAAAGAAGCCUAAAAAAUCAAAAAGUGACCUUGCUGUGUCUAAUAUUUCUCCACCACCAACGGACUCCAAAUCAUGUAUUGCAAUUUCAGAUGAACUCGAUAAGGAAACAGUGGCAUUUAAUUCUUCUAUUCUGAGGCCGCGUGUGAUUGGAGAAUGGAUUGGUAGAGAAGAAAAUGAUGCUGAUCCCCUUGCCGCUGAAAUGCUACAGCCUCCAAUUCCAAGAAGCAAAAAUGACCAAUGGGAAAGUGAAGAUAGUGGUUCUAGCCCUGCAGGAAGCUUAAAGAUGGAGCCUAAGAACAAAGGGUUAAAACAGCAGCAACAGCAACAUAAGAAACUCCUGGCCGCAAUGCUCUCUCAAGAUUCUUUUGAGUCCAUCCACAGCCCUACCCCAUCUGUAACAGAAGAAGAUAUUGAUAAUGAAGAUGAUGCAAUGGAAUUGCUGGAGGAUCUUAAUGAUUUAAGAAUGGAGGGAGUAACAACCCUGGUACCUUCUGGGAGCAAAUUUAACCAAGGCCGUCCUACUUACCCGGCUGAGCCUCAGGCCAAGGUCACACUGAACAUCUGUUCAAGGUGUGCCAGGCUUCAAGGAGACAAUCUGGAAGAAAGGACAGAAGAGUCACUACCAAUGCUUCAUUCUCCAGAUGAAAAAAUCCCAGAUUCAUUCGAUUCCUUACCUGGGACUGAAGAAGCACUAAUGGAGGAGGGUGAUGAAUUUGAGAAAGCGUCUAAACUAACAGGACCUGGAGAAGCCUCCAGUGGAGCCGGACACUCACUGAAAAACUACAUGGAAGAAGAUGAAUCCUUAAAGCAACUGCAGGUAGUUCAUCAACCAUGGAUCUUGCCAAGUGACACAGAAAGUGAAGGAGUGGAAGCAGAACAGGAGCAGGUUCCGCAGAUCUUCUUCUUUGCGUUCCAUGCUCUUCUUGUCCUACACUGGUCUACUCUGGUUUGUGAAACAGACAGAAGAAGUUGCAAGUGGUCCUUAAAGAAAUGCAGUUAUUCAAAUCCUUAUGUAUAGUUCUAAUUUUAUUUACUAUGUGUAAUCAUUUAGAGAAUGGUUAUUUUUAUAAUCUCAAUAAUAAACAAGUACUAUUGUAAUCAGGGGGUGCCCAAGUAUGUAAUCAGAGAACACUAAUCCUGGCAAAGGAUUGUGAGGUGGUCAGGAGGCCAGCUGCCUUUUGACAUGGUUAGUGUCCUGGAUUUAGAUUACUUUAUACAUAGUUAUUAAGAUUAAUAUUUGAUAUAUUAAAUAUUGCCUGAUUCAAAUAACUUUGCUUAAAAUUUUUCUGUAUUUUAACUUGUCUAGGGUUUUCUACUUCUUCUAUUUUUAUAAUAUUUUCUCAUUUUUUAGAUUACUAAACAUUAUACUUAUCCACAUGUGCCAAGAUGUGCCAUUUAGGUCUCUGCAGAAGUCAGCUGUUUGGUAUCAUCACCUGCCAUAUAUGUUGUGUGCAGCAGGAGUAAGAAGUAUAUGCUCCGCCACUGCUCUUUCUCAUGAUUAUUUUCUCUAUUCCUAUUAAAACAAAUAAUUGUUAUGUUAAUUCAAUAAAGCAAACCAAUAAGGAAUGAAAUGCAUGGCCCAAAACAUAGAAAAUGAAAAUCGUUUGACCAUUUAUGCAAUUAUUGAAUCCAAUUAAGAUGAUCCAUUUUAAAUUUAAUAUAUGCUCGCUUUUGGAAUGUGUUAUGCAUUGAUGCUAAGUGAAUGGAUCUAAGUAAAUCUAUUGAUAUCUCUAC
Mandrillus leucophaeus (drill) is the source of this 1936-nucleotide messenger RNA. Its product is annotated as chromosome unknown open reading frame, human C8orf34. The record is from RefSeq and is a predicted model, not a curated record. Lineage: Eukaryota; Metazoa; Chordata; Mammalia; Primates; Cercopithecidae.